AGAGAGAGUUUGUGUGUUGUUCAGUGAGGGCAGGUCCUGUCACAGCCUGCAGAGUUCCUAGCCAUUGCUGCCUUUCUUACAAAGGUGGUGACAACCUUCCUGCUGUUGGUGCUCGCCCCUGCUCUAGCCUUUAUCACUUCAGGUUAGGGUUUUCAGUUUCUUCCAGAACAGAAACCUUUCCCCAAACACGACCCCUUUCUAAGUGUUCUCCAGGUGUAGAGUGCCUGGGAACAGAUGCAUUGCUGAGCAUUUGAGUAAUGAGUGAAUUUUUCAAGCCAUCUGCAGCUUCUAUGGUCCUUUCCUAGCAGUGAGACUGAUAGGCCCAGGCUCUUCCUCUUGCUUUCCCCUUGGCCUGGCUGGCUGAGCCCUGGUUCAGGUUAAAGUCAUAUUUGGAGGGCAGAGGCACUAGAUAAAGGUCCAUUUUCUUUAUCCAGAUAAUAACCUGGGAAGGAUAUAUGUGUGGGGAUAGGAGGCACACCUGAAAUUGGAUUAAGUUUUAUGGGGAGAGGAGGUGGGCUGGCCAAGCUCCUGGGGUUUUUGCUAUACCAGGCUCAUGUUGCACAUGGCAGUAACUGGCUGGCCGGCCAUCUGCCUGUGGUGUUUGGGCUCUAAGUUCCAUGCUCAGGUCCUCAAGGUUGAAGAUCUUUGAAGGCAGGACAGUUUGUAGGGAGGAUGUUUCACCCACUUAAUACCAUUUGCUCUCUCUUUGUCUGAUGUUAUCUUCUCCUGCCUCUAACCUCACCUUUCCCUAGUCCAAUCCAGUGAUUCAUCCAGAAUUCUGAAAUGGCAGCUCCCCAUUGUCCUCAGGAUAGAGUCCAGAUAGCCGUCAGUGGCCUGCAGCACUCUGCCCAUGCCUUUGGCCUUACCUUUGGCUUCUGCUCACUGCGGGUACUUUCUGGUGUCUAGGUCUUUGGAAAUCUGUUCUCUGCCUGGAACCAUCUUCUUUACCUCUUGCCUGCCUCUCCAAUUCCUACUUAGCCCUGUGGAGGCUUUGAAACCAGGGAUUAAGAAGCUUCUCUGGGCUCCUGACACAGCCUAAGCUCUUUGCACAGUGAUCAUAGAUUUGCUUGCCUCCUCUCCACAACCGCUGAAGGGAGACUAAUUUAUCUCUGUGUCCUCGUGUCCAGCACAGGUGUGAGUACAGAGAACACAGGGCAGGAAGUUUUCUGACCUCAGGGGUGAACCAAUCCAAGAUGAACAUCUCACCUGCUCUGGGCAUUCACUGUCCUGAUCCAGGUCCUAGUUGGUCUCUCCCAAGGGCUCCCUGGUAGUUCAGGUAUCAGUCCAUAUAUUAACGCCUCUCUACAAUGCCUUGCACCUUACCCACUUCUCCCAGAGGCUUUUUGUAGGCCCUGUGGGAUGUGCCUGGGCCCUUGCACCUGUACCCAAGCCUCUGAGACAGGGCUGUGGGUUCCUCCGGCAACACGCUUCUAGGGAUGCUAUGUCCUGUGGGAGCUAGGGAAAUCGGUAACCACGACCUCACUCAGCUCUCGGUCUACCCUGCACCUUGGAGGAGACCUAAGUAAACAAGUCAGGUUCAGCAUCCCCGGGCACAGCCUCCACCCCUGGCCCCAGAAGGAGGCGUCUUGGGUCGUCUCAGGGGAAGACAAGUCCACUGGGUUGGGGCAGAGGGCAGAAACGUUUCUUCAGACAAGUGUCACUUCCUCCUCACUGCCACUCAGUUUGCAUAGCAUGAUCCCUCCCGCUUUCACGGCUGUGCAUCGGGGCCCGUGACUGGCGCAAGUUCACGACCGGCUUUCCCGUUCUGUCUGCCCGACUUCCAGCUGGGGACAGAUACUGUCCACUGGGCAUUCCCGAGGCGUCGAAUGCGCCGGCUGUCCUCGAGGGAGCAGCUGCCGGGGUGCUCGUGGGGAUAGACAAAGGCGCAGCCACAGAGGCGCAGGCCCCGCCUAGAAUGGGUGGGUCUGCAGACACGCGGAGCUCAAGGUCUGGACUCGGCGCGCGGUCCAGAUCUCCUCCGGCUCCGCCCCAACCUGGCUAGAGACUCGGUCUGACCUCUGCACUAUUAAGACUCCGCCAGGAGGCCAACAGGAGUGACACUUCAGCCACCAGUCACCGAACCCGUAACCUCAGGGCUCCUGCGCCCCUUCCUCGACGUGCGCUCCUUCCAAUAAGGAAAGGGAUCUUCAAUCCAAUUUGGAUUGGGUCCCUCUCGGUCCCUCCCCGGGCCGUGGGGCCUUGGUUUAAAGAACAGGAGGCGGGAAUAGAAGCAGAACUACGACUUCCAAGAGGUGGCGCGACUACCUAGUUCUCCAUAUUACGUGACUUCCUCCUCCCGGAGGGAGUCACGCGGUAGGGUAGGGGGCGGGGCCAUUGGGCUCUCCCGGAGCACCAGCGGCCUAUGGGUGGCACGGCCCGGUGGGCGCGCGUAGGGGGCAGGGCCGGCCGCUCCGCAGAGCGCGGGAGCGCGCCAGCGGCGGCGGCUGUUGAGGGGCGGGGAAUAUCAGCUAAGGCGGCCGUGGCGGCUUAGGCAGCAGCGACUGGCAGUGGUGGCGGCUUCUGGUGCGGUUCGGCGCGCGGCCAGCUUUAAGUUCGGAACGCAACCCUCGGCCUCGCGGUCUCCGCCCGGAAAGUUUGCCGCGGGGCCGCGAUCUCCUGGUAUGCGCGGCCCGGCAUGAAGCGGCGCUGAGGAGUCGCCGCCGCCGCUGUUUCUGGCGCCGCCGCUGCCUGAGGAGGAGCCGCAGCACCCUGGGCCAAGCCGAUGACUACUGCAAACUGUGGCACCCACGACGAGCUCGACUUCAAACUCGUCUUUGGGGAGGACGGGGCUCCGGCGCCGCCGUCCUCGGGCUCACGGCCUGCAGAUCUUGAGCCAGAUGAUUGUGCAUCCAUUUACAUCUUUAAUGUAGAUCCACCUCCAUCUACUUUAAAUUCACCACUUUGCUUACCCCAUCAUGGACUACCGUCUCACUCUUCUGUUUUGUCACCAUCGUUUCAGUUCCAAGGUCAUAAAAACUACGAAGGAAGUUGUGAGAUUCCUGAAUCUAAAUACAGUCCAUUAGGUGGUCCCAAACCCUUUGAGUGUCCAAGUAUUCAAAUCACAUCCAUCUCUCCUAACUGUCAUCAAGAAAUAGAUGCUCAUGAAGAUGAUGUACACAUAAAUGACCCAGAAAGGGAAUUUUUGGAAAGGCCUUCUAGAGAUCAUCUCUAUCUUCCUCUUGAGCCAUCCUACCGGGAGUCUUCCCUUAGCCCUAGUCCUGCCAGCAGCAUCUCUUCUAGGAGCUGGUUCUCAGAUGCAUCUUCUUGUGAAUCUCUUUCACAUAUUUAUGAUGAUGUGGAUUCAGAGUUGAAUGAAGCUGCUGCCCGAUUUACUCUCGGAUCUCCUCUGACUUCUCCUGGUGGCUCUCCAGGAGGCUGCCCUGGAGAAGAGUCCUGGCAUCAACAGUAUGGACUUGGACACUCCUUAUCACCCAGGCAAUCUCCUUGCCACUCUCCUAGAUCUAGUGUCACUGAUGAGAAUUGGUUGAGCCCCAGGCCAGCCUCAGGACCCUCAUCAAGGCCUACUUCCCCCUGUGGGAAACGGCGGCACUCUAGUGCUGAUGUUUGUUAUGCUGGGUCCCUUUCACCCCAUCACUCACCUGUUCCUUCUCCCAGUCACUCCCCCAGGGGAAGUGUAACAGAAGAUACCUGGCUCAAUGCUUCUCUCCAGGGUGGAUCAGGCCUUGGUCCUGCACUUUUUCCAUUUCAGUACUGUGUAGAGACUGAUAUCCCUCUGAAAACAAGGAAGACUUCCGAAGAUCAAGCUACUGUACUACCAGGAAAAUUAGAACUCUGUUCAGAUGACCAAGGGAGUUUAUCACCAUCCCGAGAGACUUCGAUAGAUGAUGGCCUUGGAUCUCAGUAUCCGUUAAAGAAAGAUUCGUCUGGUGACCAAUAUCUUUCAGUUCCUUCACAUUUUACCUGGAGCAAACCAAAACCUGGCCACACCCCUAUAUUUCGCACAUCUUCAUUACCUCCACUAGACUGGCCUUUACCAACUCAUUUUGGACAGUGUGAACUGAAAAUAGAAGUGCAACCUAAAACUCAUCAUCGAGCCCAUUAUGAAACUGAAGGUAGCCGAGGAGCAGUAAAAGCAUCUACUGGGGGACAUCCUGUUGUGAAGCUCCUGGGCUAUAGUGAAAAGCCGAUAAAUCUACAGAUGUUUAUUGGAACGGCAGAUGAUAGAUAUUUACGACCUCAUGCAUUUUAUCAGGUGCAUCGAAUCACUGGGAAAACAGUUGCUACUGCAAGUCAAGAGAUAAUAAUUGCUAGUACAAAAGUUUUGGAAAUUCCACUUCUUCCUGAAAACAAUAUGUCAGCCAGUAUUGACUGUGCAGGUAUUUUGAAACUCCGCAAUUCAGAUAUAGAACUUCGAAAAGGAGAAACUGAUAUUGGCAGAAAGAAUACUAGAGUACGACUUGUGUUUCGCGUACACAUCCCACAGCCCAAUGGAAAAGUUCUUUCUCUGCAGACAGCUUCAAUACCUGUAGAGUGCUCCCAGCGGUCUGCUCAAGAACUUCCUCAUAUUGAGAAGUAUAGUAUCAACAGUUGUUCUGUAAAUGGAGGUCAUGAAAUGAUUGUGACUGGAUCUAAUUUUCUUCCAGAAUCCAAAAUCAUUUUUCUUGAAAAAGGACAAGAUGGACGACCUCAUUGGGAGGUAGAAGGGAAAAUAAUCAGGGAAAAAUGUCAAGGGGCUCACAUUGUUCUUGAAGUUCCUCCAUAUCAUAACCCAGCAGUUACAGCUGCAGUGCAGGUGCACUUUUAUCUUUGCAAUGGCAAGAGGAAAAAAAGCCAGUCUCAACGUUUUACUUACACACCAGUUCUGAUGAAGCAAGAACACAGAGAGGAGAUUGACUUGUCUUCAGUUCCAUCAUUGUCUGUGCCUCAUCCUGCCCAAACCCAGAGGCCUUCCUCAGAUACAGGACACCCAUGUGGCAGUGUACUGUCAGCACAGAGAAGCUUGGUUUGUCCCAUCCAGCAAACAUAUGCAUCCAUGGUAACCUCAUCCCAUCUGCCACAGUUGCAGUGUAGGGAUGAGAGUGCUGGUAAAGAACAGCAUAUGAUGCCUUCUUCAGUUGUUCACCAGCCUUUUCAAGUCACACCAACACCUACUGCGGGGUCUUCCUAUCAGCCUAUGCAAACUAAUCUGUACAAUGGACCAACUUGUCUUCCUAUUAAUGCUGCCUCUAGUCAAGAAUUUGAUACAGUUUUGUUUCAGCAGGAUGCAGCGCUUCCUAGCUUAAUAAAUAUUAGCUGUCAACCACCAUCCAUACCUUUUCAUUCUUCAAAUUCAGGCUCAACAGGACAUCUCUUAGCCCACACACCUCAUUCAGUGCAGACUCUGCCUCAUCUGCAGUCAAUGGGGUACCACUGUUCAAGCACAGGACAAAGAUCUCUUUCUUCUCCAGUGGCUGACCCAGUCACAGGUCAGCCUUCUUCUCAGUUACAACCCAUUACAUAUGGUCCUUCACAUUCAGGGUCUGCUACAACAGUUUCCCCAGCAGCCUCUCAUCCCUUGGCCAGUUCACCACUUUCUGGGCCACCGUCUCCUCAGCUCCAGCCUAUGCCUUACCAAUCUCCUAGCUCAGGAACUGCCUCAUCACCAUCUCUAGCCACCAGAAUGCAUUCUGGACAGCACUCUACUCAAGCACAAAGUACAGGCCAGGGAGGUCUUUCGGCAACUUCAUCAUUAAUAUGUCACAGUCUGUGUGAUCCAACUUCAUUUCCACCUGAUGAGACAACUGUGAACAUUAAACCUGAACCUGAAGAGCAGGAACCUAACUUUUCAACAGUUGGUCUACAGGACAUCACUUUAGAUGAUGACCAGUUUUUGUCUCACUUGGAACAACAGCCAUCAGGUUCAGCAGAGAAAUGGCCUAAUCACAGUGAGCUCUCAUGUCCAGCUCCUUUCUGGAUAAUCUAGAGGUGAACGAGAUAAUUGGGAGAGACAUGUCCCAGAUUUCCGUUUCCCAAGGAGCAGGGGUGAGCAGACAGCCUCCCGUCCCAGGUCCUGAUUCCCUGGAUUUAGGAAGAUCCGGCAGGCCCUGACACUGCUCACUGCAGCCUCAUGGCCAUCACCAUGUACUUCUCAGCAGGUUUCUCUCCUUGGACCUUGGGUCUCCAACUCGGUGGUCUUCGGGACUGAUGCCAGAAGUUGGGAUCACUGUAUGUGGGGAAAGCAGCGUUCCUCCACCUUAGGCCUUGUGUAGACUUUGUACAAGACCAGGAGCAGCUUAGGCUGUUCGAGCUUUGGGGAAAUGAGCUUUGCCUUUUAUAUUUAAAUAAGAUACUUUUAUAUGAUGGGUGCUUUGAGUGUGAAUGCAGCAGGCUCUCCAUUUCAGAGGUGCUGCUUUUGCAGGUGACCUGGUUGCUUAGCUAGGAUUAGUGAUUUCUACUGCUUUAUGGUCAUUUGAAGGACCCUUUAGCUUUGAUAUUUUUUAAAUAGGAACUUUUGAUAAAAUCUUCCCGAGGUAAAUGUAAAAGAAAAAAAAAUUAUUUGAAGCCCACGUCUAUGCCUCAGAAACUCAGCAUGUGUCCUAAAGCCUUUCAUAGAUUUAUAGGAAAUAAAGCCAAAUGUAGCUCGCUCUUCUUUAUAAAAGUAAACUGUUAGAUGAAAUGAGAAGAGACCAUUCCAAUCAUUGAAGUGUUGGAAUAUGAAACAUUCCAGAGCAUAGCUUUUUUGUAGCUUUCUAGGUACUCUUUCUGCAAUCUUUUCAUACUGACUCCAUGUUGAAACUGUUUUUUUCCCUCAGAGCCUUGAGUAAAAUAGCUACAUGUGACUUGGAAAGGUGGGGUUUUUAGUUUGGUAGCUUUAAUUACCUGCCAUCCUACAAACAAGUAGGCUGUGGAGCAUUCUUUUUCUUUUGUGUCUUCUGGUCCCAGACCUUGUCCAAGUGGGAGCAUCUGCAUUUUGCUGCUUUGUAACUUUGGAAGCCUGUCUCACGAUGGUUUAGGCAACUUUGCUGGUUCUGAUUCGUCUCUAGCAGCCAGGUUGUGUCAGAGACUUAAGCACAAAUGAGCUAUGUUUCAGGACAGGGGCAGAGAAAAUGGCAGGACUCUAGAUGGGAAGCUUUUAUGAUUGACACUGACGUGGAAGGCUUACCUCUCAUUUUGUUUACAGCCUAAAAUGAUUCUGGCCUGCUCUGUCCCAUCUGCAUGGCCUAAAAACCAGCCUUUUCCCAGAAAGGCUUUGAGGCAAAUCCAGAAGUGAGACCCUCCACACCAAAGAUGCCCUGGUGCUGUUGCUGGUGAGGCUGGCACCCAAGGUAGGGGGCCAGCAAGAAAUGCCAGCCUGCUGUCUACCAAAGGAGGCGCCCAAGUUGGGUGCUUUUUUCAAACCCUGCCCCUACCCUUACCCCUUAACGAGAUUAGUUACUUGUUCCAAGGCCUGGGCCAAUUUUAAAGUUCCUGAAGUUUGCAGUAUGUUUUCAAAUGAAGUGAUAUACAGUUGACCCUUGAACAACAUGGAGGUUAGGGGCACUGACCCCAACACACAGAAGUUCAUAUAACUUUUGACUCCUCCAAAACUUUUCUAAUAGCAUACUGUUGACCAGAAGCCUCACUGAUAACAUGUUAUAUUGCUUAUAUUAUAAACAUACACGUUUUGUUUUAUUAUAAAUUGUAUUCUUAUAAAGUAAGCUAGAGAAACUGUUUUUCACAUUGCCACAAAUCCCCCCCAAAACUUUUUCAGUGUAUUUAUUGAAAAAAUCCACAUAUAAGUAGACCUUUGCAGUUCAAACCUGUGUUGCUCAAGGGCCAACUGUACUUUCACUGAUUUAGGAAGCAUGUUUUUCGAGACAGGGCUGGUCAGAGGCUUUAUGCUGUUACUCUAGGGGAUUGUGGGUCCUAGAUGCCAGGACCCUUUCCUGAGGCCGAGCGAAGGACUGGGCAGAGGAACCAGGCUCCUCACCCAUCAGCUCUCAUCAGCCAGUAGGAGCUGCAGACCCAGGAUGAGGAAGUAUGGUCUUUUUUUUUUUUUUCUUAAGCCAUGUUCUAGAUUUCUCCCCUAAAACUAGUUAGAGAAAAAUGUGUAUCCCUGAGCAAGUCACUCUGGUCCCUCUUGGCGCUGGGUGUUUUCAUGUUUUCUUUGAAAGUGCAUUUUGUGUCACUGAGUGUGAAUAGUGGGGUUUGCUCCCAGGCCUGUGGUUGGAAGCCCACAGCUUCCUUUAAAAGGGGUUGUAGGAGGCUGGCCCCUGAGGUGAAGUUACAGACUGCUGGCCAGACCUGCCUCUACCCUCUUGCUCCUGGUGUAGCUGCUUCACAUAGGGUUCUUGCAGGAGUCCCCUUGCAAGACUGUUUGGGGGUUGCUCUGCUGCCCUCAAGAAUAAAAGCCUCUAUGAUCCAGAGUUGCUAUGCACCAAAUUUUGAUGCCUUUUAAAUACCUUGAUGCCUGUAGCACUAGAAAUGCUAUCCUAUUUAAAAUAAAAGUUAAAUUUUAAAAGCUUUGUAUACUAUGUAAGCAGUUUUGUAAAAGCUUUGGUGUAAGAGUCAGUAUUUUUUGGCUUUGUAGAUAGAGACUUAAGUUUUUGUGCAACACAGUGGUGUUAAAAGCACACAUCCAUUGGACUAUGCAAAUGGACUUCCAGUAGCAACACUGAGUAACUGGGUAUGUGCUAGUACCCCUCUUCCCCCUCCAACCCGUGCUAGAUCUUUGGUUGAAGAAUGGGAUGAACAGCCUUCUGCUUACUGGAGAUGCACAGAAAAACAUGGCUGAGAACAGCUUUAAGAGGAACAGAUGUUUUGGGUUCAUGUGUGGUGCCCCCACCCAGGGGGGCUAGCCACUGUCACAAGGCUCCGUUGGGCCUGGCUAUGAAGCCGUUUUUGAUACUCAGAACAGAUGGAUCAUCUUUAAGGCUCAGAUGGGCUCAAGUUGAAACCCUGUAUUUUAUAAAAUGGAUGAUGUUUAGUUAAGAACUGUGCUCAGUUAUGUUUAUGGCACUUGGGAUUGAUUGUAUUUUCUUGUACAUUUUGUAUUUUAAAACAUUUUAUAGGAGUACAGUACUCCUUACACAAAUACAAAGGGAAGAGCCAACAAUUCAGGCUCCUUGGUUACAGUGCUGAAAUAAUAAACGGUGACAGGUCAACAGUC
Molecule: messenger RNA, 9088 nt
Organism: Manis pentadactyla (Chinese pangolin)
Lineage: Eukaryota; Metazoa; Chordata; Mammalia; Pholidota; Manidae
Gene: NFATC3
Product: nuclear factor of activated T cells 3
Exons: 12
Coding region: 2723-5923 (1066 amino acids)
Biological process (GO): regulation of transcription by RNA polymerase II; cytokine production; calcineurin-NFAT signaling cascade
Cellular component (GO): transcription regulator complex
Molecular function (GO): DNA-binding transcription factor activity, RNA polymerase II-specific; RNA polymerase II cis-regulatory region sequence-specific DNA binding; transcription factor binding
Source: RefSeq, a predicted model, not a curated record